Closterium sp. NIES-65 is the source of this 1650-nucleotide messenger RNA. The record is from the annotation of a GenBank genome assembly. NCBI's taxonomy places the organism in Eukaryota, Viridiplantae, Streptophyta, Zygnematophyceae, Desmidiales, Closteriaceae.
AUGAGUCUCGUCAGGAUGCCACCCACUCGAGAUGAGAUCGAUGGGGAGGACGAGACGCUAGGGCUGCGAUCCGGUCAGCGCGGGCCGCUCUGCUCGUACGUGGCGGCAACGGCGCUGCUGCUGCUGGGCUGCGGGGUGGGGCUCGGCAUCGGCGCGCUGCUCUCGUUGCUCUUCCCCGCCUCCUCGCUCCGCUUCAUCUCCACCAACGCUUCCCCUGACGCGCUGGCGGACGCUCAGUCGCAACUGUCGUUCCUGGUCGUGGGCGACUGGGGUCGCAACGGCGACUACAACCAAUCCAUCGUCGCGGAAUCGAUGGGCGAGGUGGCAGCGGCAAUAGACAGCAGCUUCGUGGUGUCGACAGGAGACAACUUCUAUGACGAUGGGCUGCAGGACAUCAAUGAUCCCAACUUCGCCUCCUCCUUCUCUGAGAUCUACCAGGCGCCCAGCCUGCAGACACAGUGGUACGCAGUGCUGGGCAAUCACACCUAUUACCGCACCGUGAGAUGCCAGCAGCCAGGCAAUCACACCUAUCACCUCACCUGCUGGGCAACCAUGACUAGCACCGCAACCCCGACGCCAGCAGUCACGCACUCACGUCCCACCUCCCCAUUUCACCCCGCAAUCGCACCCCCCAUUCCCCCCGUGUUCCUACCGCCGGCAGUGCUGGGGAACCACGACUACCACCGCAACCCCGACGCGCAGACGGACCCGGCGCUGACACCCCACCCUCCCCCACCUCCCCCUUUUCGCCCCACUUCCUCCUCUCCUCUUAUCACUGUCCGCCCACCGGCAGUGCUGGGGAACCACGACUACCACCGCAACCCCGACGCGGAGACGGACCCGGCGCUGAGGCGGAGGGACCCACGGUGGCGCUGUGAGAAGACCUACACUGUCGUGCGCGACACCUGCCCCAAGUUCCGCUACUCUCAGUCUCCCUCUCUCCCCGUAUCUCCCCUCCCCUCCUGUCCCCGCUGUCCCCACCAAAUGGCCCUCUCAGUCGAGUGCAACCCGCUGCUGCAGCUGUUUUUCAUUGACACGUCCCCCCUGGUGGCGGGGUACUGGCACGGCAAGCCACACGAGUUUGAGAAGCUCAACUUCACCGGCCUCCCAGAUGCCUCCCUCACUCUGCACUACCAGCUCACGCUUCUUGUUGCUUGUCUCUCAUCCAUCCUGCCUGCUCCGGCAAAUCUUCCGGCCUCACGCAUGCCUGUCGCACCUUCUCCAACCUGCCCCGCCCUCCGUCCUCCUCAGUUGCUGCGUGCAGCGUUGGCAUCGUCAACUGCCGCGUGGAAGGUGGUGGUUGGCCAUCAUCCCAUCCACAGCACAGGCAGCCACGGCAACACGCCUGAGCUGAUCAAGUUCCUCUACCCGCUUCUCAAGCACUACAACGUGGACAUAUACAUGAACGGCCACGACCACAACCUGGAGCUUUACAAGGACGUCAACAGUGGUAUGUUCUUUGUCACAAGCGGGGGUGGAUCUAAGGUGGACCGGAAUCGCACAGUAACCGGUGACAACAAUUCCAUGUUCUAUCAUUCUCGACAGGGCUUUGUCUCUGCAAGUGUAACGCAGCAAUCCUUCACUAUAAAAUUCCAUGACAUGUUUGGUGCUAGCCUCUAUACACUGACAACCUCCAAGGACCCUCAGUGA